AUGAUUGGCUGCGGUUUUAGCAUGGGAGGGAUGGUGCUGUGGAAUUACCUAGCAACUUGUACAGCGGAAUCUGCUGUCCUGUCUGGUGCACUGAUUGUUUCUGCUCCUUUUGAUCCGUUAUCUACAACAACUUCUUUGGAGCGUUUCUUUGCAAAACACGUAUAUAAUCGGCACCUGACGAAGAAACUCGUAUCAUUUGCAGAGAGAUAUAGAGAACACUUUGAAAAUCAUGAAAUGAUGGACUUCGAUAACGUUCUGAAAUCAGUGACCAUACGGGAGUUUGACACUCGCUUUACUGCACCACUUUUUGGAUAUGAGUCAGUGGAUCACUACUACGAUCAUGCGGCACCGAACAAGAAGGUGGGUUAG
Messenger RNA from Cooperia oncophora, 369 nucleotides. The record is from the annotation of a GenBank genome assembly. NCBI's taxonomy places the organism in Eukaryota, Metazoa, Nematoda, Chromadorea, Rhabditida, Trichostrongylidae.